Molecule: messenger RNA, 2728 nt
Organism: Limulus polyphemus (Atlantic horseshoe crab)
Lineage: Eukaryota; Metazoa; Arthropoda; Merostomata; Xiphosura; Limulidae
Gene: Stip1
Product: stress-induced-phosphoprotein 1-like
Exons: 9
Coding region: 323-1294 (323 amino acids)
Molecular function (GO): Hsp90 protein binding
Source: RefSeq, a predicted model, not a curated record
UGGAGGCAGUACAUAUAUUACUGUGCUUAUGCUCGAAAGAAUUUUCCAGAAGUUGAUAGUGUUGAGCUAUAGUUGGAGGUGAUUUGAAAAGGCUGUUCAAACGUGGUUGGCGAGUGUAAAGGUUUUGUUGGUCCGCUCCUUGUGUUGCUGUGAUUUCUAUUUCUAAGCAACCGAAAAGAGGAAUUCACAACGGUACAGUUUAACUUUGAAAGUAAUUUGAAAUUGAUCUGUACCAUCCUAUAAAAAACAUCGUAACAUACAAUAAAAAUUUAAAUAAUCACGAAACUAUUGCAGCACUGAACUUCCGAGAAAGAAAGCGAAAAUGAGUGGCCAAGUUGAUCAGGCACUCAAAGCAAAGGAAGAAGGUAAUGAAGCAUAUAAGAAGAGAGAUUUUGAAAAGGCCUUGGAGCAUUAUGAUAAAGCUAUAGAACUAAAUCCUUCUGACAUGACAUUCCUACUGAACAAAGCUGCUGUGUUUUAUGAGCAGAAAGAUUAUGACAAGUGUAUUAAAGAGUGUGAAAAAGCUAUUGAAGUUGGAAGAGAAUACAGAGCAGAUUUCAAAAUUAUAGCAAAGGCCUAUGCUCGAAUGGGUGGAGCAUAUUCAAAGAAAGGUGAUUUGUAUAAUGCAAAGACAUACUAUCAGAAAUCUCUAACAGAGCAUAGAAUACCAGCUACUCUAACAAAACUCUCAGAGGUUGAAAAAAUGAUAAAAGAAACUGAGAGAAAAGCCUAUAUAGACCCUGAUAAAGCAUUAGAAGAAAAGAACAAAGGAAAUGAGUAUUUUCAAAAAGGGGACUAUCCAGCAGCAGUAAGACACUAUACAGAAGGCAUAAGACGGAACCCUGAUGAUCCUAAGCUCUACAGUAACCGCGCAGCCUGCUACCAAAAGCUAGCAGAGUUUCAUCUAGCCUUAAAGGACUGUGAUGAAUGUAUCAAAUUAGACCCACGUUUUGUGAAAGGUUACAUUAGAAAAGGAAUGGCAUUGAUGGCCAUGAAAGAACCUAGCAAAGCUGCUACUGCUUUCCAGAAAGCCAUUGAAUUGGACCCUAACAGUCAGGAAGCACUUGAUGGUUACAGGAAAUGUUUGUUAGCAUCUGAUGACAACCCAGAGGAAGUCAGAAAACGAGCGAUGGCAGAUCCUGAAGUUCAAAAAAUUCUUGGAGAUCCAGCAAUGAGAAUUAUCUUGGAACAAAUGCAGAGUGAUCCAAAAGCUUUGCAAGAACAUUUGAAAAAUCCUGAUAUUGCAGCCAAGAUUCAGAAGCUGAUAGAGUCUGGCCUAAUUGCUAUACGUUAAAGCUGAUUUUAUUCUGGUCAACAGCUUGCUUUAAUUAAAUCAGUUAAUAGUUAAUACAAGCAAGGAACAUAUUAUUAAUUCAUCCUUAGCAAAAACAUAUUACUGUUAAAAUACUAAUUAAUUUUCUUCAUCAUUUCUUCCAUUUUAAGACUUAAGAGUAGUAUCUAGCUGUUAUUGUAAUAAAAAUCAGUUACAAACUCUUGAAGAUUGUCUGUUAUUAUUUAUGUACCAGUGUAAUUAAGUCUUAGGAAAUGGAAACUUGUAUGAAAACAAAGCUUGAGGUAAUAUAUACAAACACCAUUGAAUAAGUAGUAUAAUUCCAGUAUUUGAUUAGUGAACCUAGCAGUAUUGCUGUUGACAUCCAUGGACAUUGUAAUGUGUAAGAUGUGUGAACGACAAACUUAAGUCUAGGAAGUCAUGUAGCAUUUAAAAAUUGUACACAAUAUACUGUUUUAUAAACCCUUUGGGAUUAAGUUUCAAGUGAACUAUUUUGUAUUUAUCACUGAACUUUAUGCUGUUACAAAGAUACUCUAUUCUAGUUCCUCCCUAUUAACUUUUUCUCCACUGGAAAUUUUCUCACUUAAUGAUAGUACCGAAAGAAAAGUAAAUCAGAUCUUAAAAGCUAAUUUUUUUUUCUCAUCAGUUAAAAUGUAUUUGAACAGUUUGAAAGUAUUUUAAAAUAUAAGUAGUGCUAUUUACUGUGGAUAAAAAUGUUGUUUUUACUUUUCUCUGAAAUAUGCACAAACAGUAUUUUGUUUUCUAUACGAAAUGAUCCUGUUGUUAUAAUCUAACAGAGGUAUCAGUUACCCAUUAAUUAACCAGGACUAGGGACAAUUUGUACACAAUUCCUUACAUAAGUUUGUUCUGUUAAAUUUUAAGAACUGGGAUUGUAAUUAUUUAGGGUCCAUGUGGAAUUAACGCAUAGCUGGAUAAUUAUUAAUUUGGUAGUGGUUAUUGUUUAAAGUAUUUUUUUACCAAAAUUAAACUAGAGAAGUAACAGAAGCUUCAAUUUUUGGUAUGAUGGCACACAAUGCUAUAAAAUGGCACACCAAGAAAUAACAACUGAUAUAUUUAUUUGUAGAAAUUAAGUCAUAAACUUUUGAUUACUUCAAUUUUAUGUUCAAAAAAUCAAACACUACUCAAGGUGAUAGCUGGUUCACUUUUGAAUGAUUAGCACACUGUAGCGACUUCUGAAAAUUCCAUGAACGAAUAACAGUAUUUUCCAUUUAAAAUUUGGAAGUAUCAGGAACGUCAUUUAGCAAAUUGUUUUGUUUUGAAAUUGGGUAUAUUUUGUUUAAAUUUCAAGUUUUAAAACUUCCAUGUUACACUUCUGUAAUAAUAUUAUAUUCACAGGAUUUGAAUUCUGUAGAAACACGCGACAUCUUUUACAAAAACUUUACAAUAAAAAAGGGGGAUUUCCUUUAACCCACCUCA